UUUCUUAUCGGCUGCCUGGCUAGUGCGCCACUUGACGCAUGCGCAGUAGGGCAAUCGGGCGUGCGCUAGCUUCUUCCCUGGUAGGUUCCGGAAGAGCCGCGCACUCCUUGGGCGUUAAAGGUUCGCGCGCCGCAGUGUCGUUUCAGCCGAGCACUUGGCGUCCCCUCGAGAUCUGUGAGCAGCCACCAUGUCGAUCUUCACCCCCACCAACCAGAUCCGACUGACCAAUGUGGCCGUGGUGCGGAUGAAGCGGGGAGGGAAGCGCUUCGAAAUCGCCUGCUAUAAAAACAAGGUCGUCGGCUGGCGGAGUGGCGUGGAAAAAGACCUUGAUGAAGUUCUGCAGACCCAUUCAGUGUUUGUAAAUGUUUCCAAAGGUCAGGUUGCCAAGAAGGAAGACCUCAUCAGUGCAUUUGGGACAGACGACCAGACUGAAAUCUGCAAGCAGAUUUUGACUAAAGGAGAAGUUCAAGUGUCAGAUAAAGAACGGCACACACAGCUGGAGCAGAUGUUUAGGGAUAUUGCCACCAUUGUGGCAGACAAGUGUGUGAACCCAGAAACAAAGAGACCUUACACCGUUAUCCUCAUCGAGAGAGCCAUGAAGGACAUCCACUACUCCGUGAAACCCAACAAGAGCACAAAGCAACAGGCUUUGGAAGUGAUAAAGCAGCUGAAAGAGAAGAUGAAGAUAGAGCGGGCCCACAUGCGAUUGCGCUUUAUCCUGCCUGUGAAUGAAGGGAAGAAGCUGAAGGAGAAGCUGAAGCCUCUGAUGAAGGUGGUGGAGAGUGAAGACUACAGCCAGCAGCUGGAGAUCGUGUGCCUCAUCGACCCAGGCUGCUUCAGAGAAAUUGAUGAGCUAAUAAAAAAGGAAACGAAAGGCAAGGGUUCUCUGGAAGUGCUCAGUCUGAAGGACGUGGAGGAAGGAGAUGAGAAGUUUGAAUGACACCGCCCGGCUCCUCAGCUGGAGCACGACCGAGGACGCUUGUUCCUCACAGCAGCAGCAGCAGCUCGUUCUGUGACCUGCCAAAUGCCCUGCUCACACGACGUGCCACUUUCCAUCUUGUGUUAAACAUUUACCCAGGUAUCUGGGUAUUUUUGUUGUCAAUUAGGGUUUCCAGCAAAAAUGAAAAAUAACCCAAAAUACAGAGUCCAGAACAGUUGUUCACUGCUGCGUCUGCCUUUCUAGUUCCAAUGGGGACCAGAGACGGCAUUGGUGGAUAAGAAGGUAGAGUUAGUCCAUGACAGAUCAUUGGAGAGGGGUCUGAAUAACAAAGGGGGUACGCCUGCUGGAAAAGAAGAUGGGGUGUUUGUGAAUAAUGAAGUGCAGGUCUGGGGUGUGAGCGUGGAGAGAACGUCCUGGUUCCCUCCCAAUAGAUGUAUAAUGACUAGGGAGAAUUUGACUUUCUAAUUUUCAACAAACAUGGUACCAGACUGACUUCGAUUAUUCUUGGGAAAAUAUAUACAGUCAUUUAAUACUAAUUCUUAAAGGUUUAUAAUAUAUGUUAGUAUAGUUAAAAUUCUAUGUAAUCAAUAAAACUUAUUUUUACUAA
Mus caroli (Ryukyu mouse) is the source of this 1547-nucleotide messenger RNA. RefSeq names its product SBDS ribosome maturation factor (gene Sbds). NCBI's taxonomy places the organism in Eukaryota, Metazoa, Chordata, Mammalia, Rodentia, Muridae. Gene Ontology annotation, biological process: ribosome biogenesis; cytosolic ribosome assembly. The record is from RefSeq and is a predicted model, not a curated record.